GGCGAGGUAUUUUUAAGGUUAGUUCGGAUAAGUGUUGUUGUGUUCAGUUGUGUAAUACGAAAAAUCGAAUUUAAAAAGAAGUUCCUUUCAAAGGACUUUACAUUCAUUUUAAGAGUAGAUAUUUAUCAUGUCAUUUCUGCCGAGAUCGUUUGUUGUCAGUAAAAAAUUCUCGAACGUUGCUCAUUUCUGCUCCACAACUACUGGGGGUCCACACACAGAAAUCAAUUCAAACUUUCAUCAUGCUUUCAUCCAAAAUCACAGACAGACAACCCUUUUUCAAAAAUUAUUGUUGUCAGUUGGCUCCGCAUCUGUCUCCUUACUGGACCCAAGUAGAGGCGACAUGAUUGCAGUUUUAGGUGAAACAACAGGACCUAUAGCUCUAGAGCGCAUGUUGCAAAAAAUGCAGAGCAGUUCAGAAGGCCAACAAAUUCUUAGGGAACAACCUCGCAUCAAUUCAUCCACUGUGGAUCUCCAGAGUCUCAAUACACUCCCCAAAGGCACAGUUGGAAGAGUGUACAUAGAUUUUUUGCAGAAAAAUAAAGUUACCCCUGACUCGAGACCUGCAGUUCAAUUUGUAGAUGACGAGCAGCUAGCAUAUGUCAUGCAGAGGUAUCGAGAGGUUCAUGAUCUCAUUCACGCCAUUCUCAGAAUGCCCACCAACAUGUUAGGUGAGGUGACUGUAAAAUGGGUUGAGGCACUUCAAUUUGGGCUGCCGAUGUGCGUUGGAGGUGGACUUUUUGGUGCAGUCAGAUUAAAACCAAAACAAAGGCUAGCAUAUGUCACACAAAAUUUGCCGUGGGCCAUCAAAACUGGGCUUACGAGUCAUUUCCUUCUCAACGUAUAUUUUGAGCAAAGAUGGGAGCAGAAAUUAGAUGAUUUGCUCAAAGAACUGAACAUUCAGCCACUGAAAAUCGAAACACCUUCAGCAGCCCCUAAAAAUUAAUGGAAGUAAGAAGAGCCUUUAUUUUUAUUAAUUGUAGCUCUAAAGUGUAGGUGCAAACAUUUUAAAUCUAAUUUCCACUUAGAUUCUUGGUGUUUCAUCUCACUUCCAAAGAAAAAAAGAACCUUUUACAUGAAUUAUCUCCCAUAUUCAUGAAACCGACGCACUACGGUUCGAUUUCCAGAAAUUCAAGGAAAAAGUCGGUGCUUCUUAACGUUUGAAGGCACAGACAGUGCCUUGCCUGCACAUCAGGCUGUUUGCCAAAGAAAAGUCUGCACUUGAAUUAUAGUGUAGUAAGGUUAAUUGAAUUGCAUUUUGCAAAAAGGAACCAGCGCAAUUACAGUGUCGUAGAAAUGUUGCUUCUUCAUAAUUUUCUAAAAAAUCCCCCAGAAUAACAAAUAGUUUCUUCUUUCCGCCAAAAAAUUCUCAAUUUUGAAGGAAAAUAAUCAUGUAAAUUUUAACACUGUAUAAUAUACUGAGUAUUUUUAAAACAUUGUAAUAGCGCUGGUUCCUUUUUGCUAAAUGCAAUUCAAUUGUUUCUAAGUUAGCAUAUUUUAGCUCUGUUAGGGGCAUGAGUGUGAUUUCCGAGCAAAUUUUACACAUGGCUCCCGGCAAAGUCACAAUAGUUUCUUAAGAAUACUUGCAGUCAAUCCUCAGUUCAAACAAUUU
Molecule: messenger RNA, 1609 nt
Organism: Bemisia tabaci
Lineage: Eukaryota; Metazoa; Arthropoda; Insecta; Hemiptera; Aleyrodidae
Gene: Coq4
Product: Coenzyme Q4
Biological process (GO): ubiquinone biosynthetic process
Cellular component (GO): mitochondrial inner membrane; mitochondrion
Source: RefSeq, a predicted model, not a curated record